Molecule: messenger RNA, 1194 nt
Organism: Aspergillus fumigatus Af293
Lineage: Eukaryota; Fungi; Ascomycota; Eurotiomycetes; Eurotiales; Aspergillaceae
Product: putative endoglucanase
Exons: 4
Coding region: 1-1194 (397 amino acids)
Biological process (GO): xyloglucan metabolic process
Molecular function (GO): protein binding
Source: RefSeq, a predicted model, not a curated record
AUGCGGACUAGCAGAAGUCUUCUCCGCAUAAACUCUCAUUUAGUCUGCGGGGCAAUCCGGCUGGCGGUACUCUGCGCAUCGCGUGCCGCCGCGCGUACUGCCGAACAUGCAUACGAGUUCAAAUCUGUCACGAUCACAGGAGGAGGCUACAUCACCGGCAUCGUGGGCCACCCAACCAAAAAGGACCUGCUAUACGCCCUUACCGACAUCGGUAGCACCUAUCGCUGGGAACAGGAGCUGAACAAAUGGAUCCCAGUCACCGACCUCGUUGGCCCCGAGGACGAGAAUCUGCUGGGGACGGAGAGCGUGGCUACGGAUAUCUUUAUUUGGCGCAAGGCCGGUUCCCGAGUUCCAAUAACUCUGCGUUCUUCGUUCCAUUCCGGGCAGCCGAUGCAAUGGAGGGCGCGCAUUUUCUUAGCGAAGCGGGCGACAUCAACGGAUUCCGGCCCGAUGAUCUCGACACCCCGCAGUCGAUGUUCGGCCUCCCUGUUUCUCGAACCUGAACACAACCUGGGCGUUAUGACCAUCGAUGCCUCCGGAAAGUACGUCAUCUCGCCAUCUGUGCAGGCUGAGACCCCGCCAGCGAACGACUCCGGUCCGUAUGCCUCGAACGACGGGGGCAAGACCUGGGCAUCGCCUCACGGGCUGACUAUGCAGACACCAUACAUUAGCUCUGACCGCGUACAGCCCAAGACAUUCUACGCUUUCUCCGGUGGCGUUUGGUACGUCAGCACGGACGGCGGCUUCUCAUAUGAUGCUGUUGAUGCAACAAAGCUGGGAUUACCUGCGCACACCGGCGCUGUCCCCGUUGUGAGUGCCGACAGGGCAGGCGAGAUCGGGCUAGCACUGGGAAGCAAUGGACGCAUCAACCACAAGGGAACAGUUGCCGACUUGAUCACCGUGGGUGCAGCUGCUCCUGGGUCUGUGAAGCCGGCACUGUUUAUUCGAGGUUCCACUGGUCAUCCGAAGAAGAGUGGUUAUAGGGUCUAUCAGUCAGAUGAUAACGCGUCAACAUGGGACGGAGUUGAUGAUGACGACCAUUGCUAUGGAGAGUUCGAUCUCAUCCAGGAAGACCCUCGAGUGUAUGGACGUGUGUACCUAGGUACAGGCGGCCGUGGUCUUCUCUACGCAGAUAUUGGCCCGCACGAUCAGGCAAGGAGGGGAAUGUACCAGGAACAGGAGGUAUUUGAUUAG